AUGUCCGUGGUCACUGUCGCAACCAAGCCCUUCGAGGGCCAGAAGCCCGGUACUUCCGGUCUGCGCAAGAGGGUCAAGGUCUUCGCCCAGGAGCACUACACGGAGAAUUUCGUCCAGGCUAUCCUCUCGGCCAUCCCUACAGGUGCUGCCAACGCCACGCUCGUCGUAGGCGGUGACGGCCGCUACUUCUCCAAGCCUGCUAUCCAGGCCAUCAUCCGCCUCGCUGCCGGCAACGGGCUCUCGAAGCUCAUCAUCGGCCAGAAUGGUAUCCUCUCCACCCCAGCCGCUUCCCACGUCAUCCGCGCCUACAAGGCCACUGGUGGUAUCCUCCUCACCGCCUCGCACAACCCCGGUGGGCCGGACAACGAUUUCGGCAUCAAGUACAACAUGGAGAAUGGCGGCCCGGCCCCCGAGGGCGUUACCGACAAGAUCUUCGAGAGUACCAAGACCAUCUCGGAGUACAAGAUCGUCGAGGGUCCCGAAGUCGACCUCUCCAAGAUCGGCGAGACCACGUUUGGUGACCUCAAGAUCCAGAUCAUCGACAGUGUCAAGGACUACAUCGAGUACCUCUCGACCAUCUUUGACUAUGGCCUGAUCAAGAGCUUCCUGCAGUCUUCUGACUUUACCGUACGUUUCGACGCGCUGCACGGUGUCACGGGCCCUUACGGCAGGGCGCUGUUCGUCGAAGAGUUCGGUUUGUCGGAAUCGAGCAUCCAGAAUUGCGUGCCCUCCGAGAACUUUGGCGGCGGUCACCCGGAUCCUAACCUGACCUAUGCCAAAUCGUUGGUCGAUGCAGUGGAGAAGGAAAACAUCUCGUUCGGUGCAGCUUCGGACGGUGACGGUGACCGAAACAUGAUCAUCGGCAAGGGCGCGUUCGUCAACCCCUCGGACUCGGUCGCCAUCAUCGCCGACUGGGCGCAAAAGGCCAUUCCUUACUUCAAGUCUGGCAUCAAGGGUCUGGCUCGUUCCAUGCCCACUUCGGGCGCCAUCGACCGCGUCGCGGCCAAGAAGGGCUUCGAAUGCUUCGAGGUGCCCACCGGUUGGAAGUUCUUUGGCAACCUCAUGGAUGCCGGCCGACUGAGCAUUUGUGGUGAAGAGUCGUUCGGUACGGGCUCGGACCACAUUCGCGAGAAGGACGGUCUGUGGGCGGUGCUCGCCUGGUUGUCCAUCUUGGCGGCAGCCAACAAGGAGACACCGGGCACCAGUGUGCAGGACGUGCUGAUCGCGCACUACAAGCAGUACGGGCGCAACUUUUUCUCGCGCUACGACUACGAGGAGGUCGACUCGGACGGCGCGAACCAGGUCAUGGCGCACCUGCGCUCGCAGUUCGAGAGCGCCUCGUUCAAGGGCACCAAGCUGGGCGAGUUCCAGGUGGCCGAGUCGGGCGACUUUAGCUACACGGACCCGAUCGACGGCAGUGUCAGCAAGAACCAGGGCCUGUACAUCAAGUUUGUCGAUGGCUCGCGGAUCAUCUUCCGCCUGAGUGGGACGGGCAGUGCCGGCGCCACCAUCCGGCUGUAUGUCGAGAAGUACUCGAACGACAAGGCCGAGUUUGCGGCGGAUGCCCAGGUCGGGCUCAAGCCGCUCAUCGAGCAGGCGCUGCUCGUGUCCAAGCUCAAGCAGUUUACCGGCAGGGACAAGCCGACGGUCAUCACUUGA
Molecule: messenger RNA, 1659 nt
Organism: Sporisorium graminicola
Lineage: Eukaryota; Fungi; Basidiomycota; Ustilaginomycetes; Ustilaginales; Ustilaginaceae
Exons: 1
Coding region: 1-1659 (552 amino acids)
Biological process (GO): carbohydrate metabolic process
Cellular component (GO): cytosol
Molecular function (GO): phosphoglucomutase activity; magnesium ion binding
Source: RefSeq, a predicted model, not a curated record